AUGGACGACCUCUCGGGCCUCGACUGGUCGGCUGGCAGCUCGGCCACCAACAAGAGCAGCGCCAAGCCAACGAUAGCGGCCUCGUCAGCUGCCUUCUCGACCGGCGCUUUCCAGUCGUACCCGCCACUUCGACCCGCGCCAUCGCCUCUCGCGUCCGGCCGGAACACCCCCCUUUCUUCACAAACAUCGGGCAUUGCUGCUGGAGCGGCCGCGCCCAAGCCGACGGCCGUUGCGAAACCGGCACAGGACAGCUUCAGCAACCUGAUCAGUUUUGGGUCUGCCAAGAACCCCGCCAACCUCAGCCUCCGUGAGCGGCAGGAGCUGCUGGAAACCGAGCGGCGCAAGAAGGAGGAAGAGAGGAGGAAGCAGCACGAGGCAAACUAUGGAAAUGGGCAGUUUUUCGAUGUCUUGGCUCGUGGAUCAGCUGGUGGCGCGUCGAGAACGGCGUCGCCCGCAGCAGACACAGACGCCGAUCUCUUUGCCGCAUUCAACGCCAAUACCAAGGUCGACAACUCGAGCCAUUUUCCUCCUGUAGGAGAAGCAUCUCGCAAGUCGACACCAGCUGCCGCAGCAGUUUCUCCGCCCCCUGGCCUGGACCUCAGUAAUCCCAACGCUUGGAACACGAACGCGCCAGGGGGCAGUGUCAGUGCUGCAAACGAUGACGAUGAUCCCUUCGGGCUGAACCAGCUACAGUCUCGCCCGGUUGGCCGUCCUGCUGUUCCUCCAACGUCUACCGGCAAUGUCACAGGCGAUGGGGACGACGACGACUUUCUGGGCGACUUGGGUCGGCCGGUGGAGGAAGUUCGGCGCAAGGCAGAGUUGCAACAGAAGCGCCAUCCCCAUUCGGAGCCGGGGAAGCCCAUUGAGGAUUCGAGCUCCGACUCUGACGCGGUAGCACCGAGCGGUGACGAUGGUCCAAGAAAGACGGGCAACGUGGCAUUCGACAACGCCGUCGCACAGCUCGUGGACUAUGGAUUCACUUCGGAAAACGCCAUGAGGGGACUGACCGAGAGCGGCGCCGGACUGAACGUGCAGGCAGCCGUCAAUUGGCUGCUGGACGAUGCGCAUCGGCAGGCGAAAGAGCAGGCGAGGGCGAAGCAACGUGGCGGCGGCGGCGGCAGCAGCGACCAUCCAAGAGCGUCAGACGAAGGUCGGCCUGGAGGCCGAGGCCGCCAGACUGGCCCAGCCUGGAUGAGAGAGGACGACGAGGAGGCAGCACGCCGGAGAGGCAGCCGGUCGCCUGCGGUGCUGGGCGACGGCGACCUUGCCAAGACGGCAGCGGCCAUCGGAACAAACUUUCUCAAGACGGCCAACUCGCUGUGGAAGACAGGACAGAAGCGAAUGCAGCAGGCCGUGCAGGAGUUCCAGCAGGAAGUAGAUCCGAGCCAGCCGAGAUGGAUGCGCCACGACGACAUGGGCACGCCAGCGCCGCCAGCUGACCACAGCAACGCACAAAGAAGGGGGCCUGCUGCGCUGCCGACGGCCGCCGCUCCGGCAGCGGCAAUAGCGGCGACAGAUGAAGCCAUCCUGCUGGAGAUGGGCGCCCGGCCAGAGCGCAAGCAGCCACACAGUCGGCCUGCGCCGCCAGCAGAGCCUAGAUUCAGGGAAGGCAGCCAGACCUCAUCGCGCACACAGUCUCCAGCUGCUGCUGGCCUGAGCUCUGGCUCAACCAGGCGCGGAAGCCCUGCUCCACGAUGGCAACAAGGCAGCGGUAGUGGUGGCGGCGACCCGCGAUCACGGCUGACUAAGCAGGCUAUUGAGGAGGAAAGCGCGCAGGUGUACGUCAGUUCGCGGCGGCGAAGAACCCCGGGCACACCGGUAGGAGCGGCAGGAGCAGCAGGUACGCCACCGCCACAGCGAACAGAACAGGCGCAGGUGCAAGCUACGGUGCAAGAGCCGCCCGAAGCAGACCUGCUCUCAAACUCUACGGCACUGCCACCGCGGCCGGCGCAGACUCAAAGUCUCGGCAGCAGCAACGGCAGCAGUGCCAAGACUUCGUCGCGGCCAACACCGACACCGCGACCGGUACAAUCAGUCCGAACAGUCCGCCCAGCCCGCCAGGUGCCAGUGAUCAACGGGUUGGUGCUCAAGGCAUCGUCCCAGCACCGGUCAGCGGGAGCGGCGCACUUUAAGCGCGGCGAUUAUGCGGCAGCACACGCGUCAUACACGGCGUCACUGGUGGACAUCCCGCGGACGCACCCGCUGCUGGCGGUGUUGUACUGCAACCGGGCACUGACGGCGCUGAAGACGGGCGAGCCGCGACAGGCGGUGGCCGACGCGGACGCAGCGCUGGCGGUGAUUGGGCCGGGUAAGGGCGAGGGUGAGUCAGUAGCGCUGGAGGAUGGCACGGGCGAAAUGCGCGAUCUGCGAGACCUAUACGGCAAGGCGAUGACGCGCAAGGCCGAGGCGCUGGAGCAGAUGGAAAAGUGGGCAGACGCGGCCGUCGUGUGGCAGCAGUGCGUGGAGGACGGCGUGGGCGGUCCGACGGCGAUUGCCGGCCGGCAGCGAUCCUCGGCCCCUACUGGCUACGACUCCGAGGCCGUGCAGCGGCUGCGGCAGGCUAACAAGGCGGCCGAACGCGAAGACGCAGACAAGCUGGCACUGACAGACCAGGUAGACGCGCGGGUGGCCCGCUGGCGGGACGGCAAAAAGGACAACCUGCGGGCGCUGCUGGGCAGCAUGGACGCGGUGCUGUGGGAGGGCAGCGGGUGGAACAAGGUCGGCCUGCAUGAGCUGGUGAUGCCGAACAAGGUCAAGAUUGCGUACAUGCGGGCGAUUGCCAAGACGCAUCCGGAUAAGCUCCCCCAGGACGCGUCGACGGAGGUCCGCAUGAUUGCCGGGACGGUCUUCAGCACCCUCAACGAGAGCUGGGACAAGUUCAAGGCGGACAACAAGAUGUAG
Molecule: messenger RNA, 2901 nt
Organism: Grosmannia clavigera kw1407
Lineage: Eukaryota; Fungi; Ascomycota; Sordariomycetes; Ophiostomatales; Ophiostomataceae
Product: uba ts-n domain containing protein
Exons: 3
Coding region: 1-2901 (966 amino acids)
Biological process (GO): clathrin coat disassembly; clathrin-dependent endocytosis
Cellular component (GO): intracellular membrane-bounded organelle; cytoplasm; vesicle
Molecular function (GO): clathrin binding
Source: RefSeq, a predicted model, not a curated record